UGUUGAAAUCUGCAGGGGAAAUUAAAACAAGUUGGUGUUUUUCACAUUUGUCUUAUCUCACCUUAAUCAUAGACAGCGGGGAAUGGCUAAUAUUGAGGAAGAUGGUGGUGAUCUUGUGCCUGCUGGAGAAGAUGGCAACGAGCCAGACAGAGAUGAAGAUGACAGAGAGUUUGACUGGAUAGUUGCAGAUGAUGAGGAAGUAGUCGAGGUGGAGAUUGCAGAGUUAUUGGGCCCUGAAGCAGAUGAGUCGUUUGAGUUGUUCACCCCAGCAGAGCGCAGCGGUCAUAUAGCCGUGGUCGACCGGAACAUCAUGUACAUAUGGGGUGGGUAUAAGAAUGCUCAAACACAUAGAUUCUUCGACUUGUAUCUGCCUCGAAAUGAGAUCUGGACGUACGACAUGGAGACCGGCAUAUGGACAAGACAUGUAGCCGGCGGUAACCUGCAUACAUCGAUGUCCGGCAGCUGCGCGGCGUGUGUCGAUGGAGUCAUCUAUUUGUUUGGAGGGCAUCACGCCAGAGGAAACACAAACAGGAUCUACCGCCUGCCCCUGAGAACUACCACUCUCCUCUGGGAAGAGAUGAGGGAUCUGAAGGGGUUUCCUCCAUCCAGCAAGGACAAGCUUGGUUGCUGGGUUCAGAGGAACAAACUGAUAUUCUUUGGAGGAUACGGCUACGCUCAACAGGGGCCUCAUCAAGGGACUUUUGAGUAUGAUGAAUCAUCUUCACUGGUGUGGGGCAGUCCUGGACGAGGAUGGAACAAUCAUAUCCAUAUCCUGGACCUGGAGACAUCCACAUGGAGCCAGCCUGUCACCAUGGGAAACACACCAUCACCCAGAGCAGCACACGCCUGUGCAACAAUGGGUAACAGAGGCUACGUGUUUGGGGGACGUUACAAGAACUACAGACUAAAUGAUCUGUACUAUGUUGACCUGGACACAUGGCAGUGGCAUGAAAUGAGCGUCCCCCAGCAUGGUCCAGUGGGCCGCUCCUGGCACUCCUUCACUCCUGUGUCACCUGAUCAUAUCUUCCUCUUCGGAGGUUUCACCACAGAAAGGGAGACACUGAAUGACGCUUGGCUGUACUGUGCGAGUAAAAAUGAGUGGAAGGCCUUUAAACACAAUCACACAGAGAACAACAGGUUGUGGCACACUGCGUGCUGUGGUCCUGACGGGGAGGUGUUUGUGUUUGGAGGGUGCGCCAACAACCUCUUAUCUCAUCACAGACCUGCUCACAGCAAAGAGUUACUGAUCUUUAAUGUGCAGCCCAAAUCACUCCUCAGGUUCUGUAUGGACACCGUUGUGGAGCACAGGGACCGUUUGGAGAGUUACUGGGACUGUUUACCUAAACACCUUCUGCACAGCCUCAAACAGAGAAUGACGCUGGGCAACACACUGGGCUCGUCACUGUAACCACUAAAAACACUCACUGAAAAGUGAAGCAGGCAGCAUUUUUUUUUUUUUUUUUGAAAGCAUUAGUUUCAUGUGUCUGCAGUAAGAAGCCAUGGCUCGGUUGGAAAUGGAUCCAGACUCACCCACCAAGUUUUACAAGCAAUUUUGACCUCUCAGCCAAAAUCCUGUCACACUUGAGGUCAACUUUCUCUUUAACGCUAUAAAUGAGCAAGAUAUUGAAAUUAUUUUUUGUUGGUUGUCCCACCCACACUAGGAUUCCUCAGGCAGACAAAUUUACAGUUUGCUUCUAUUGUGUGUCACAAACACAUAUGUCUAGUCAAACAGUACAGAUUUAAAAAGUAGCAAAUCAUUUUCAUUAUUCAAAUUAUACUUCAAAUUAGUGGUUUGUUAUGCUUUUAUUAGGCUACACUGACACAGACAUAAAAUUAGUGCUUUGCUUUACAUAAGACUACUUUGAAGCCACUUUUUGUACAUUACAAUCAACAGUUUGGACACACUUUCCCAUAAUGGGAAAGUGUGUCCAAACUGUUGACUGGUCAUGGAUAUAGUAUUAUACGAGUUAUGAUAUUUGUCUUUUCUGUAUUGAAAAUGCUCGGACUUGUGACAAAGUCUUUACAAUCUGUUACAUUCUGGGGGGGUAUGUUGGAUGUUGAGUUAAAUUGCACUGAAAUGUUUCAUGUCACUAAGAGUUUUUGGUAAUGUAGGAUUAAAGAAAAAUCUUAAUUUGUUAUCAAUAAAUAAACGUACUGCUCUGUUACUGUA
Messenger RNA from Thalassophryne amazonica, 2170 nucleotides. It is a transcript of the gene klhdc2, whose product is annotated as kelch domain containing 2. Gene Ontology annotation, molecular function: protein binding. The transcript is spliced from 14 exons. The record is from RefSeq and is a predicted model, not a curated record. Bases 83 to 1408 code for a protein of 441 amino acids. Lineage: Eukaryota; Metazoa; Chordata; Actinopteri; Batrachoidiformes; Batrachoididae.